AUGUCUACUCUUGUACCUCAGCCGCUGGGAAACGCUGCAAAGAAGCAUACCUCAUGGCGGACUUAUCUCCUCCAGGGUCAGCCUCUCGACCCCGAGUCCAGUCUCGAGCUCAACAAACUGUGCGAAUACUGCCAAGCGAUCUGGACGCAGUCAAUUGUGUCGAACGACUUGCGGUGGUGUGACAUUAUCCGCAUCACGCCUAUCGCGUAUACAGAUUUCUUGCUCGUCUGCUCCAGCGGGGACCACACAGAUUCGGGCAAGUCAGCAUUACUCGUGAACUAA
Messenger RNA from Diaporthe amygdali, 282 nucleotides. RefSeq lists its product as uncharacterized. The record is from RefSeq and is a predicted model, not a curated record. The transcript has a single exon. The coding region runs from base 1 to 282 and encodes 93 amino acids. NCBI's taxonomy places the organism in Eukaryota, Fungi, Ascomycota, Sordariomycetes, Diaporthales, Diaporthaceae.